UAUUUUAGUUCGGCUAUGUGAGGGGAAUCCCCUGAUUAUAACUUUCGGAUUUAAUUGAACCGUGGAACGACAAUACCAAGUGAACAUUUAUUUUCAAGAUACAGACGUUAUCAUCAGGUGGAUUUAGAACCCUCACGAGAAGCAAUUGUGCAAAAGUGUAAGUCCUCUACGGUUAUACUUCAGGAAAAGUUCGCCAUGCGAGUCGGAAGCGAAAUCUGCAACAGAACCAACCUUCUUAACACUUCAGAAACGAGAGUUGGUUCUGCCGUCAUGUUGCGAAUAUUCACGAUCUUCGCCGGAGCAGUUGUGCUGUGUUUUGCGCAAGAAGGAAAUAAUACACAGAAAGGCCGCAGCAGAGGGUCUACUGUUUUUCUUCAAGUACCUCAAGAUAUUCAUUAUUACGUCACACGCAACCAGUCAGUAAACCUGACUUGGGUAGCAGAUAACGUCUGCAAGAUCCAGAUUAAGUGCGCUGGCAAGAAAUUCAAAGAGGGUGAUACGGGAUUAUGUGGAAAGUCUUGCAAAAGCUGCAGAAAGAGAAAAAAGACAAGAAUAGUUACACUGGCUGAUUUUCCGAAAAAAAUAAGGACCAUAACAUGUCAGUGCAAAGUGUGGGCUAUUCGUCCCGUACGAACGGAAAAAAUAAUCCUCGAAAAAGCAUAUCUUCGACGCAAUUUCGGUAAGGUUCCGCCUUGCCAAGUGGCAUCUCUCAAUUCAACAGUCGUCCUGCCAUGUGCGCCUCCAGUCGGAUCUCCUCCUGCUAAUGUCACGUGGUAUAAAAUUGGCGAGUCGUCCUCCUUAUUUAGAAACAAAGGGCGCAGGCGAGUGCGCAGUGGACGGUUAAUUAUCAAACGAAGUCGGGUGGGGGACUCGGGCGAAUAUCGGUGUGUCGCACAGAAUAUUGCCGCAAGACGUGAGGGUCCGGUAAUUAGAGUAGUUGUCGGAGAGAAAAUCUCCAGUGCUCUGUGUAACAAGGACAAGCCGCCACGCGUCAAUCAUUCUUCACCAAACUGUGAGACGAAAAGAAAUCAGGCAUUUGAUUUUAAGCGACCAAUGUUAUUGGUGGGAUCGGAAGAUGCUUUUUACCUGUCCAACACCUCCAAUCGAAGACGCAUCAAAGCUGAGAACGUUGUUUCUUUUGACUUUUCUUGGGAAGAAAACUGGAUUUUCUGGUCAGAUAAGAAAAGCAUAAAGGAACUAUCUAUGCAUGAUGGUAUAAGUAGGGACACUCCCUUUCUUUAUGAUGACGUCGGCUCAGUAAAGGGACUGUCCGUCGAUUGGGAGGCUAAAAAGUUGUAUUGGAUUGAUGGACAAAAAAACGCGAUUUAUGUAGGAGAUCCACAAAGGAAAGUCAAAGUUAAAAUAAUCGACAAUGUCCCUGAUUCAGCGACUUUGGAAUCAGUUGCUGUUAGUCACUCUAAAAGUUUCUUAUAUUGGACGAGCUCGGGAGGAACGCCAAAAAUCGAGCGAGCCAGACUUGACGGAAGCGAACGGAAAGUUCUUAUCAACAAUAGUGUCCAUUUUCCAAACGGCCUGGCAAUUGACGAAUCAGAUAAAAAACUUUACUGGGCGGGAACCGACUCCUAUAACUAUGGAAUUAUUGAAGCUGUUUCACUAGAAGGGUUAAGCCGCACCGUUCUUCUCUACCGACGUGGAUUCCACCCGACUGCCCUGACCUUUUACCAAAACUUUGUGUAUUGGUCUGACUCGAAGAAGAAUGCUGUGCUACGUCUUUCUUGCCGGGGAGGGGAGAGUAUUGUUGUCAGUGGAUUGAGGAACCCAACGGGAGUGAAGAUUUUCCAUAACCGUAUAGGAAUCUCAGUCCCAGCUACAGAUUCAUGUCUAAAAGACAAUGGUCAAUGCGAUCACUUGUGUCUCUAUCUUCCGUUCCGUGGACGACACAAAUGCCUCUGUGAAGAGAACUUUGUUCUGGACGAAAAUGGAAAACAUUGCAGGAAACGAGUGCCCGAAAUCAAAUCAACAUCGACCAGGGCGACCCACUCCUCCCACACAGUGAUACUGUCGAUUGUCAUCUUACUUCUGGUGGUAAUGGGGAUAAUAUACUGUGCGGUUCGCGUCAUCCAAAGAGGUUGUCCGUGUCAAAGAUCUCAAGAUGUACCACGCAUGCCCAGACAGUCGAAUGAACAGGGUGAGGAUUUACUUGCAAUGAUUGACCAAAGUGAACUUGAAAAUACGGGCUCGCAGACACUUAACGAAUCGUCAAAUCUUCUUGGCCAAGACUGCAGUGGUGAGCCGUCAGGGUCAGAAGCAACAUGUGAGGAUUCGUCACAAGCCUCACCCAAGGAUUUGGUUUUCUAUGUACAACCUGGUGGCGUGGCCAUAGUAGGAGAUGAUGCUCAACUGCACCUUCAUUCUUCAAGUCCUGUCAGAGCUAAUCCAGUGACUAAUUUAUAAAGACAUUCCUUGAACUGAUUGACGCAUUUCAAGACUUCGGUCGCUAUUUUAAGCAAGUGUCUACAGUCAGGUUUGAGGACUUAAUUGAGGAAUAACUUUGCCACAAAGUUAUCUGUUUCUGUGGCAUUGUUUCUUUCUUCUGUCGCACGUUGGAAUAUUUUGUACAUCAAACUUUUUUUAAGUUGGCAAAAUCUGUACAGACAUCACAUCAACUAUUAUUAUACAAAGAUAUAAGAUAUAAACAAUACUCGGAUAAAAUUAAUAAAGCAAUUCGGAUAGUAAUUUUAUAACUGAAUAAUAUAAAAUAUAAGAUAAAAGCGCGGAGUGAUUGUCAGCUAACUAGGGGAAUAACUUAGAGUUAAAAACAGCGAAGGAGUUUGACUCAACUAUUUCCGCGGAUGGCUUAUUCUAUAAUCUUAUGGUCCUUGAGAGAAAGGAAUAUUGCCUCUAUCUAUAACGAUGACGCCCUCGAGCUCUAAAUUCAGAAUGGGGUUUUAAAUAGCUUUUUCAUAUAAAAGGUUUAGACGAGUCAUAGUUCUUCUUAAUUCUAAGCUUGCCCAACCUAGAUCUUGAAGCAUUUCAAUAACGCUAACAGUAGGAGGAUAGUUGUUGAAGCAGAACCGUGCCGCUUUUCUAUGGAUUCUCUCAAGCGAAGCAUUGUCCUUUUGGAGGUAUGGGUCCCAAGGGUAGCAAUGUUUCUGCAUGCUAUGUACUCCUCUUUCACCUGUGAAAGAAGAUCAACAUUGUACUUAGCCUUAACUUUAAGACCUGAAACAUUACUGAACGUGCAGAGCAAUUUUCCAUUGAGUGUGGCAAGUAACUUGAAUUGCAUUUACUUCCGUACUUUACUUCCGUAAAUCAAUAGCAACUUUAUACACUCGUUUUCCUGCGCUUCGAACAUUCUUCCUGUAUAAACUUUGAUUUCUCAUUAGCCUCGUUCGAUGUUGACCUUUUCUCUGAUAGAUUAUUCUGAUUGGUCAAAGUUGUGCGACACUUAAUGGAAAUGCCCUUUAGUACACGACAGUGGCCUGGUGUUUGCGAGGACUGAUCCUCCAAUGUUUUCCAUCUGAUCUCAAAUUAUUUUCCUCCAACUUUCAAGUUACGAUAAUUCCUCAUGCAACAUGGCAUUUUCAAAUAGGUCGAUGUACGGUGUAAACAGACAUUUUUAUAAAUACGUUUUUAGCUGCCGUUAUCGGUUAUCUUCUAAACUACUUUGAGGGACCUUUGUAAGAAUUUAUCAGUGAUUGUAAGGCCUUACAAACGUUAAAUAUUAGUCGUGUAACACUUUUUCGCAAAGAGCAUUGCGGAACCACGUAAACAACAGGUCUGACUCUGAUGGGUUGUGGAAGGUUCUGACCACUUAAGGCGGUAGAGAAGUCAGAAUGUCCUGAAAUAAAUUAAACCCGUGUUGCUAUAAAUUUUAUUUACUAGUGAAAGGAAACUUUUCUCCCUUUCUUCAGUGUGAGGUGAUACUGGGUUUAAAAUAUGUAUAAGAUGUAUGAAAUAUAUUUAGAGGCAUUUUCUUACCUUGAGAUUGUAAAAAUAUUGUAUUAAUAUUAGUCAGUCUUGUUCUCCUAGUUUUGUGUGGUUCCCUCUAAAGCGAGUAAGUGCCCUUCCCCACCCGUGUCGGGGCUUUGAGAAUGAUUGAUCUAUUGGCAAAUGUAUUUUUGUAUCUGCUAUAGACAAUGUGGAUAACUGCAACCACGGUAGACAGCUGUAUGUUAGAGAACUUUUUUUCUGUUUAUUGUAUAAAUUGUUGUAUCUAGUAAAGAUGGUAUUAGUUAAAUGUACAUAAAAAUGCGGCCAUAUUUUUUGACAU
Messenger RNA from Stylophora pistillata, 4234 nucleotides. RefSeq lists its product as uncharacterized. NCBI's taxonomy places the organism in Eukaryota, Metazoa, Cnidaria, Anthozoa, Scleractinia, Pocilloporidae. The record is from RefSeq and is a predicted model, not a curated record.